UGAGUUCAAUCAGUGAUGAGAGGUGAUAAGCAAGCUUCAUGGCCGCCCCCGUGGGAAACCAGUUACUCCUGCCAGACUGUUAUAUUAAGGGUGUGCGGGGGAGGCCUCAUAUCUCCUCCUCGACCAGCAGACACGAUGCUUCCCCUGCUCCCGACGACAGCCCUGGUUGUGGUCGCUCUCCUCACAGGAGCGAACGGCUGUUCUGUUGGCUUCGUCGAGAUCAACGGAGAGUGCUUCUACUUCAGGUCUGAGGUGGGGACGUGGGAGGCCGCUCACGACCUCUGCCUCAACCUCACCGACUCCCGCGGCCUGGCAGAGGUCAAGUCUGCCAACACACUGAGAGCCAUCUAUGAGUACAUCAGGACCUACGACCUGGGCGGGUCCUUCUGGCUGGGGGCCACCGACCAAGCCUACGAGGGUGACUGGCUGUGGACUGACGGCAGCAGGGUGGCCCGGGGCACGCCCUUCUGGGCCCUCCACUACAGUGUCUUAGGCUGGAGCCAGGAGCCUUCUGGCGGCAGCGAUGAGAACUGCCUGUCGCUGGACAAAGACCGUUACUAUUACUUCAACGACGCCAACUGCGACAACGGGUACUACCCCAUCUGCCAGGGGCUGUAGCCUCGCCACUCCUGAGGGCGAGGCUUCGGCACCAGCUGUUACUGGCCACGAUGAUGCAGAAAUUAUCGUACGGAAAGAGUUGAGACUACGCGAGAAUGUAUUAUUUACACACCAAGAUCUGUGACAAAUAAUUCAUUGUACGUUUACAUAAAUAAAUAAAUACAAUAAAUAACUUACAUACUACCUUGGGGUAACUAUACAAUACUUACUGUAUUUUUCAGUGAAUAGGAUGGAUGUUUUUGCCGCACUACCAAGCCAUUAUAUACUGUAUCUACAUGCACAAAAUGCAGCCCGUCCUCCUAAAAUAAAAGUACUUAUAGUAAUUAUUUGGUGGAAAGUACCGAUAUGUAGUGAUAGUCCUCCAGAAAGUUGACUUUGUAUCAUUGAAUUUGGUCAAAUGGAAACAUUUUUUUGUUAACUGCAACAUAUAGAACCUAACCUAGCAACCAUAGGCCUAAUUUUAUAGUAUCUUAGUUAUUUUAGACCUAAUAUAGCACAUAUAUGUGUUAUACAAAGCCUAGGAAUAUAUAAGUUUUUAUUAGCUUUAUUUUUUUGCACUAUAAAGUGAAUAGUGCCAAAUUCAAUUAUCUAAUUGUCUUUUACACCAAUGUUUGUACUAUGAAGCACAGUAUUACAAAAAGUAUUAUCUAAACAGGAGGAUGGGUUGCAUAUUGCUACUUUCCACCAAAUAGUUACUAUAAAUACUAUCAUUUCAGGAGGACACAUUGACAAAAUCAUAUGUUUUCCACUACAAAACCACGUAAAGAUCAAUUCCAAUAAAUGUACGAUGAAACAUA
Messenger RNA from Procambarus clarkii (red swamp crayfish), 1415 nucleotides. Its product is annotated as perlucin. Lineage: Eukaryota; Metazoa; Arthropoda; Malacostraca; Decapoda; Cambaridae. The record is from RefSeq and is a predicted model, not a curated record.